AUGUCGGCCGCAUUCUCAAUACAGCCUAUGGGCCGGUUCUCCGGGCAAAGCCAGCCCGUGAAAAGACCAAAGCUAGGAGCAGACCUGUCCAAGGGCUUCAACACAUUCCAGAAACUAGAUGACUCGGGAGACGAGCAUCUGGACAGCUUGCUAAAAACCAUCUUGGCGCACGAAAGGAAGACUGGGAGGAAGAUUGAUGCGAAUGUAGUUACGUGGCGGGGCAUGAUGACCAAGAUUAUGGCGGCACUCUUUGAACAACAGGAUGGGAUUGCAUCUUCAUCGAAGAAAACAACGAGUAUAAACUCCAGUCGCGAGCCAAGGAAAACCAUCGCGGGCCCCGACGCGGCCCGCCUUUGGAAGUCAUGCAAUAUUGGGGUAUCUCUCUGCCUCUCCCCCCUCGUUCCUUUUCUUGUCCUCUUCACGCAAGAAUACAGAAACUCACCACCCCCCUCCCCUCCAGGCUACAAGUUUGAAACCCUAUCCACGCUGCCGAAAAUAUGGGCCGAAACAUCAAGAGAAUACAUUGAAAACCGCGAGAAUCAAGUCGUCAACAACAAGGAACAAUACUGCUCCGUCGUACGCACCGGCAUCGGAAACACCGUCCUCUGUCUAGGCGGCGAGAACACUACCCUGACAAGAAAACCAGUAUGGGACUCCAAACCCCUUCCCGGCCAGCCCAUAAACUGGGUCGAACUCAAAACCACCGCUGAGAUACGCUCUGCCCAUGACAUGGACAACUUCCACCGCAAACUCAUGAAGUUUUGGAUCCAGUCGUUCCUGCUGGGCGUCCCCAAGAUAAUCGUGGGCUUCCGCACAAGGGACGGUAUCCUGGUGGACGUCAAGGAGAUCGAGACGCACAACAUUCCGCAGACGGUAAAUUCGAGGCAAGGCGCGCAGUGGAAUGCAGACAUGUGUGUGAAUUUUGCGGGCGAGUUCCUCGAAUUUCUUCAAAAUACAAUCAACGACGAGGGCGUCUGGCGCAUACGCCGCCACCCAGCCUCCCCCACAAUCGAAGUCUUCAAAGUUGAAGAAACAGGCCACGGCAAUAUUCUCUCCGAAGAAUUCAAAAAUUGGCGAAUCAAGCUAUCCCUCGGCCCGAGCCCAGAACCGUAA
Metarhizium acridum CQMa 102 is the source of this 1113-nucleotide messenger RNA. NCBI's taxonomy places the organism in Eukaryota, Fungi, Ascomycota, Sordariomycetes, Hypocreales, Clavicipitaceae. The record is from RefSeq and is a predicted model, not a curated record.